CAGAGACAGAGAUACUGAGAUUUAUGGCUGAGCAGACUGGCCUAUCAAUAGAGUUGAAUUGCGACAGAUAUGUAUCACUCCUCUCUAAACUGAUAGGAGAAACUGAAUUCUUGCAGAACAACCCUCCUAAGUUUGUACCUCAGGAAGACAGGGCCAUUAAGCAUCUCCUUGAUGUCCUUAAUCCUCAUUCUACUACAAAUGGUGGACCACUCACACUGGAUCAUGUGGCAUAUGUUGAAGGACGUGGUAACCUAAUCAUUGGCUACUCACCUCCCAGUGCUACCCAGGGAACAGUCUCUUUUGUUGGGAGUCAUUUGGACUGUGUGCCUGCUAAUCCUGAGACAUGGGAAAGAAAUCCUUUCAAACUAACACAAGAAGGUGACAAACUGUAUGGUCGCGGUACCACUGAUUGCUUGGGACACGUUGCACUCAUAACUGAUCUAUUUAUACAAUUAGCUGAGAAGAAACCUCCACUCAAGCGAUCAGUCUAUUUCAGUGUUUUGAAUACUCGUGGGCCUUGUAGUAAAUACUCAUUUACAAACUCAGUAACUGGAGAAGAGAAAACAGGCAAGAUUGAGUUUAAAUUGACUGAAGAGAUAUUUAAGGGCAUUGCAUGCAAAUUGGAUUCUCCUGGUUUCAUUCACCUUAAUGAAGCAACAAAAGAAGUUAUUGGUAGCAGUACACCAUACUCUGACUGUGGUAGUCUACCACUAGUUGCUGACCUACAGGAAGCAGGCUUUGAUGUUCAAAUAACUGGAUAUGGACAUAGUGAUGUGUAUCACGGAGACAAUGAGUAUUGCAGUCUUUCCUGCAUGCAAAGUGCUAUGAAGAUUCUCAGCCGUGUGCUUGACAAAUUUAACCAGUGAUUAAACACUGAAAAACUUUAAUUUGUGAUUUUUUGACAAAAUUUAAUCAUGAAAUUAAUUGCAAUAA
Amphimedon queenslandica is the source of this 933-nucleotide messenger RNA. Its product is annotated as acetylornithine deacetylase-like. NCBI's taxonomy places the organism in Eukaryota, Metazoa, Porifera, Demospongiae, Haplosclerida, Niphatidae. Bases 24 to 866 code for a protein of 280 amino acids. Gene Ontology annotation, molecular function: hydrolase activity. The record is from RefSeq and is a predicted model, not a curated record. The transcript is spliced from 6 exons.